AUGCACAAUCUGCCGUUUGCGUCCUUACUCGGUGUUAUGUGCUUUGCUGUCAUCAAUGGCGUUCUCUUGCCAAAUCACGAUGCCAGCAAAGCUGACAGGAUUUCAGACUUCGAACCAACAGAGCAUACGUUCCGCCUGGCGAACUAUUAUCAAGACGGUAUGGUUUUACAAUGCGGAGAGCCCCCCGCUUGGAUCUGGGGAUAUGGACAACCAGGAGAGGGUGUUGACAUUGUGAUGGAUGUGGAUAUAAUUUCGACACGUGUUAACGAACACGGGAUCUGGGCAGCCGAUCUGUGGUUAAUGCCGUGCUAUAAUGAAACUUUCGAUCUCGAAAUUUCGCAGUAUAUUCGAAAGACGAAGAAGGUGACGACCAUCUAUCUGCGAAAUAUGUUUAACGGCACGAAUGAACUGGAAGCUUCAACUCGGCUCGAUCUCUUCAAAGUAAUGAGAAUCCUCCCUUCGGAAUCGCCACACCCGCUAAAAGAACCCACAAUUAUGCUCAACUGGACGAGGGCUAAUCCACAGGUCCUGCGGGAAUUUUCGGCAGUCUGCUGGGCAACAGUGCGCCGUAUCUACGAAGAUCUGCGGAAUCGAUUUAAUGAUUCUGUCCCCAUGGGACUGGUCGGAGCGUACUACGAUGGUACACCAAUCCGUGCCUGGUCUCCACCUCAGGUAUUCAGCAAGUGCCGUUCCACCACCAGCACAACGAACAGCAGCGAAAAUCAGUUUAAGGGCCCGGAAAAAGACUCCGUACUGUGGAAUGCGAUGCUUGCGCCUUUGAAGUUUAUGACCUUUAAAGCCAUACUGUGGUACCAAGGGGAAUCGGAUGCCGCUCUACAUCCGGAUGCUUAUGCCUGCAUGUUUGAGAACUUUAUUUCCACAUGGAGAGAAUCGCUUACGUACUGGAGUAAAACGACGCCCUUUGGAUUUGUGCAGAUCGGCUGCCAAAAUAACGAGUCAAUACCGGAUGGAACGGCGUUAGUCCGCUGGCAUCAAACGGCCGAUUACGGUUACGUUCCGCAGAAGAAGUUGUUACGAACUUUCAUGGCCGUGGCUAUGGACCUCCCGGACCCACAUUCGCCCUAUGGAUCAAUUCAUCCGAGGUACAAAGAGGAGAUUGCGCAGCGUCUGUACACCGGAAUUAUGUCCGUUGUGUACUACGUGCACAAACCCUUUCAAGGUCCCUUUCCGCGACGUAUUCAGCUGGUGGAUCGGCAUGUUUUCAUUCAGUACGACCAAAGCAUUAACUUCAUAUGGAAUAGCACGGACACAUUUGAAGUGUGCUGUGAAGUGGAUAUAACGGGUUCCGACAGCUGGAAACGUUGCAGAGGGUGGCACGCAGUCACCAGCGAAUUUACCACAGGAGGUGAUGAAGUCAAGCUCAAAACAGGUCCGUGCAGGGAUAGGGCACGCUUUGUCCGGUAUGCGUGGAAGUUGACGCCCUGCGCAUAUAAGAACUGUCGGGUCUAUGCCACCGAUGAUCUGGGUGAUGAGCGAGGGCUACCAGGCCCACCAUUCGUUUUACCAACGAACUGGAUAUCUGAGCAGUAG
This is a messenger RNA of Paramacrobiotus metropolitanus, 1551 nucleotides long. RefSeq names its product sialate O-acetylesterase-like. The coding region runs from base 1 to 1551 and encodes 516 amino acids. The transcript has 7 exons. Gene Ontology annotation, molecular function: sialate O-acetylesterase activity. Gene Ontology annotation, biological process: carbohydrate metabolic process. The record is from RefSeq and is a predicted model, not a curated record. NCBI's taxonomy places the organism in Eukaryota, Metazoa, Tardigrada, Eutardigrada, Parachela, Macrobiotidae.